CAGGACUCAAUGGCAGGUGACAGGGCAAGAGAGACAGCAGUGUUUGUUGCCUGCUUGAUGUCCCUGGAUAAAAUAAACCACCCUAAAACCUUCAAUAAUCACCUGGACAAUGGACUUAUUCAUUUAUCCUGCGUAAGAUUCGCCCUCUAGGUGCCUCAGUGGCUUUAAUAUGAGUUUGUGUUAAGUUUUUUAAUUUGUUUGGAGUUUUUGUUAUUUAUAGACUAUAGAUAGCGCCACUACAGUCCUGUUUCACCGGAAUGUGCGUGUUGGUGCGGACGUGGCCCGGCGGAAACCCGGCAGAGGGGAAUAGAAGACAUCCUGCGCAUGCGCAAACUCACUGACAACACAGCGGCUCUGAUGAUCGUCAACGUGGACCCUGUCAUUGACCAAAACACACCGGUCUCCGUGGCAGCCAGGGUGCGCACUGCAGACCGUGAGGAGCGAGCGGGGCGGUGCGGGGCGGUGCGGGGCGGUGCUGCUCUUCAGAUAUGAACCUGUAAACACAAAUCCGUUCUGUCCACACAUCAACUAUGCAGACAGGUGUGCUCAUGGAGUCUCACCUGGGCAGGUUGCUCUCGUGUUUCCUGUUUCUGUUCCUGCUGAUACAGCUGUGCCCUGCUGCACCAGGGUUUCCUGCCACACAAGGGGAGGAGUCUGUAGAAGGCCACGCUGCAGCAGCCAGUAUAUCCAAUCCUUUCGGCUCAGGAGAGGAGGACCUCAGGUUGCUGCAGAGGUUUAUUGAUUCCAGUCUGGCAAAUGGCCAAGGAGGACCCGAAAUCAGCACACAUGAGCAAGAGGUGUUCUACCUGUUUGGUCUUUAUGACUAUGAACACACUGGGUUUCUGGAUGGUUUGGAGUUGAUGAAGCUUGUCUCAGAGUAUAACCACUAUCAUACACCUGGAGUACGGGCUGAUGAGCAGGUGGUGUCUUUAGUAGAUUUUUUACUCCAGACUCAGGAUCUAAACCAGGAUGGCCUUUUAAGCCCAUCAGAGCUGCUUUCUCCCUCAUUACCUCACUCACAGGACUCCAUCAACCACAGUGCACCUCACCAGGAGCAGAAGUUGACAGUGGAGGAGAAGCUGUCAAAUCCCAGUACUGAUGAGGCAGCAGAGCAGAGAGAGGAGGCUCACAAGGAGAUGCAGCUUCAAGAUCAGGAGCACCUACGACAGGAAGUUAAGCCAAAAGAACUCAUAAAUCUAGAAGAUGAACAGAAUGGACAACAAAUCCCAGAAGCCCCAGCAGCAGAACAGGGGCAGGACCACAAAGUCCCUGUUCAUCAGGGGCAACCAGAGAUGUGAAUGCACUCACACACCCGAAUGCACACACACACACACACACACACACACACACACACACACACACACACACACACACACACAGACAGGCUGCUCUCUAGUGAAGUCAUCAGAAGACCUAAGACAGAGUUAACGUAACACUCCCAACUGAGAUGUCUUCUUCAUCAACAUCCUAAAAAAUGGUCUCUCUUGAUAUGAAUUCAGUAUCAUCGAUUUAAUUCUCCUUUUAAACAUUAGGUGAAUGAUAAUUGAAGAGAGAAAUCUGUUAAAAGUAUUCUUGUCACUGAAUAGAAAAACAAAUUCUAGCAGCAAGAAUCUCAAGAAGCUUUCAUGAAUUACUUUUGUUUUUAAAAACCCAUAUUGAUUUUAAUAGUACAUCAGAAGCCAUCCUAUAUAGGUACAUAUCUCUGAAAACUCAUAUUGAUUUCCAAAAGAUUGAAACACUUCAUCUUCCAAUUUAAAUGAGUUUAAAUAAAUUAUAAAAUCUAUUUUAUUUUGAAUAUUUGGCUACUUUGAUUGUAUUUAUUCAACCCUUUCUGUUGAACCUGAAGGAAUGCACAUUUAAUGUAUUUGUGUUGUUCUAUGUAGUGACUGUUGUUUCAUGUACAAACUAAAUGGCCUUAAUGUGUCUCACCACUCCAGGCUUAGGUCUUGAAUCUCUUAGCUGCUUUACUUUUGUCUUCCUGGAGAAUUUUCUCAACUUGCACUAUGGCUAAAAUUGUCUUCCAAGUUAAAUCAUAUACCCUAAAAAACACACACAUUGUUGUAAUGGUAAAAUUAUGCACCUUGCAUUAAGUAUUGUACUUUGAUGAUUUUAAUGUGCCUCAGUGGGUCAGGAUUACAGAACAGUGCUAAAUGAGUGUGUUACAGAGCCUACUCACGACAGUCUUUGGGCUACAGGCCUAACAGUUCUUCAUAAUUUAGAUCAGGAGGCUCUGUUUAAAUGAUAUUGGAUUCAGUCUUUAUCUCUAAACUUGAAAGUAGUUGUGUUGUUAAUGCCCUUUUUUCUUUAAUCAUUUAUGCAUUUUUACAGCUUUUAAAAAUUAAGCAAUUUCUGUAUCUCGUUCCUCCAUCAUGUGUUCUGUUUCUAAUAAACAAAGUCAAAGAAAUGAAUAAACAUUUAUACAAAUA
Messenger RNA from Labrus bergylta (ballan wrasse), 2426 nucleotides. RefSeq names its product cell growth regulator with EF-hand domain 1 (gene cgref1). NCBI's taxonomy places the organism in Eukaryota, Metazoa, Chordata, Actinopteri, Labriformes, Labridae. The record is from RefSeq and is a predicted model, not a curated record.